AAUCCAAAUUAGCCAACAUAUUCCUUUAGCAGCAAACUCGACAUAAAUAAAUUAUUUUUAUUCGAUGAUUGGCUAAAGAAUAGAAAAUGAGUUGAGGACUUCUAUAUCAAUUUGAAAGCCAAUAGUGGGCACAAUCCUUAGAAAUACAACCCAUGAAAACAUUGAUUAUCAUGCCCAAUUAAAAGGUGACCAUCUCUUAUAUUAUCCACGCAAUUUUCACUUGAUUUAUUUAAUUUCUAAUCACAAAUACUACCCAUAAAUAAAUACUUGUGCAUUACCCCUUAAUCCAAUCCUCAUAAGUCAUAUUCUUCUAAUUUUAUGUUCAUCCAAUUGCUACCUACUAAUUCUAAGAUUAUUUAUCACAAGGUGUUUGGAGUAUACAUUGAUAAAUGAGAAGAGAAGUUGUGGUGGGCUUGGUAGCAACCUUGUGAAGAACAUAAAAAAUGUCUUCCAAUUCUUGGAUAACUUCUCUUUCAUGUUCAAUCCCAAAUUCAUCUUCAUCCAUAGUCCAAUGGGCAAAAUUUAUAUUUUUGUCUCCAUGUCCUCAAAGAGUUUUGCUUACUUCUAUUGAUACCAUCUUCUUGAUUGUGCUUAUUGGCAUCUUGUUAUACCAAUUCAUCUCUAAGGUUAUCUUGGGGAAACCUCAAGAAUCAAGUAUUUUGAAGAAUCCUACAACAUCGAAUCGUGUUCGAGUGCAAACAAAUGUUUGGUAUAAACUAUCCCUCAUUUCAUCAAUUUUGUUUGCUUUUAUAUAUUUGCUCAUUGCAAUCUUAGUAUUUAAUAGUAAAACUAAUGAGUUUUCAUGGAAACUUGUGGAUGGAACAUUUGGGAUUGUUCAAGUGCUAACUUAUGUUGCAAUAGUGAUCUUAAUUGCCCAUGAAAAGAGGUUUGAGGUUACUAAACAUCAUUCAUCACUUAGAGUGUAUUGGAUUUUUAGCUUCUUAACCUAUGCCUUGUUUGUUGUUUCCGCCUUAAUUCGUUUGAUUUCGAACAAUGAACUUGUUGGGUAUGAUUAUUCAAGGGUAGAGGAUGUAGUUUCCUUCAUUUCUUUUGUACUUGCAAUUGUUCUUCUUGUGGUUGGGAUUAAAGGGUCAACGGGCAUAAUGGUAGCAAGACAUGCUAAUGGAAACUCAUUGAUUGAUAAUGGGAAUUCAUUGAGUGAGCCACUUUUGGAGAAAUCCAAUGUUAGUGGUUUUGCAAAUGCGUCGUUAGUAUCAAAGACCUUUUGGUUGUGGUUGAACCCUUUACUUAGUAAAGGAUACAAAUCUCCUCUUACGUUAAACGACGUACCGUCCCUUUCACCUCAACACCGAGCUAAAAUAAUGUCCGAUCUCUUCGAAUCCAAAUGGCCUAAGCCGCAUGAAAAGUGUAAAAACCCGGUUAGGACUACUCUUCUUAGGUGUUUUUGGAGGGAAGUUUUGUUCACUGCUAUAUUAGCUGUAAUUCGAGUUUGCGUCAUGUAUGUCGGUCCUGUUCUUCUUCAAAAAUUUGUGGAUUUCACUUCGGGUGUGAGAAGCUCUCCCUAUGAAGGGUAUUACCUCGUUCUCAUUCUUCUCGUUGCGAAGUCGAUAGAGGUAUUGACUUCCCAUCAAUUCAAUUUCAAUUCUCAAAAGCUCGGGAUGUUAAUUCGUUCGACCCUUAUCACCAACUUGUAUAAGAAAGGGCUAAAGUUAACGUGCUCCGCUAGGCAGGCUCAUGGGGUUGGACAAAUUGUGAAUUAUAUGGCUGUUGAUGCUCAGCAACUUUCUGAUAUGAUGCUCCAGCUACAUGCUAUCUGGCUGAUGCCUUUGCAACUUUCUGUAGCGUUGCUACUUCUCUACAACUAUCUCAGAUGGGCCACACUCACCGCGUUGGUAGGAAUCGUUGUGGUUUUGUUGUUUGUUUUCUUUGGCACGAAGAGAAAUAACAGAUUUCAGUUCAAUUUGAUGACAAACCGUGACUCUCGAAUGAAGGCGACUAACGAAAUGCUUAACUAUAUGCGGGUUAUCAAGUUCCAAGCAUGGGAAGAACAUUUCAACAAGAGGAUACAAUCGUUUCGGGAUUCAGAAUAUAGUUGGUUAUCUAAGUUCCUCUUCUCCAUAGCAGGAAAUAUUGUGGUUAUGUGGUCUACUCCUAUUGUGAUAUCAAGUCUCACAUUCGGCACAGCCAUCCUUUUGGGGGUCCCGCUUGAUGCGGGGAAAGUAUUCACUACUACAACCAUUUUUAAGAUGUUGCAAGAGCCAAUCCGGACUUUCCCUCAGUCUAUGAUAUCGAUUUCACAGGCUAUGAUUUCACUCAAAAGGCUAGACGAUUUCAUGCUGAGUAAGGAACUGGCUCAUGAGUUGGUGGAGCGAGUUGAUGGUUGUGACGGUGUGACUGCCAUACAGGUAGAAGAUGGUGUCUUUAGUUGGGAUGAUGAGGGUGGCGAGGAGGUACUCAAAGAUAUAAACAUUGACAUAAAGAAAGGGCAACUUGCCGCUAUUGUCGGUACUGUAGGAUCUGGAAAGUCGUCUUUGCUUGCUUCAAUCCUCGGUGAGAUGCACAAGAUCAGAGGAAAGGUAAGAGUUUGCGGAACGACAGCAUAUGUAGCACAAACGUCAUGGAUACAGAAUGGAACCAUUGAAGAGAAUAUCCUGUUUGGUUUGCCCAUGAACAGAGAGAAAUACAGACAUGUAGUGAAGGUUUGCUGCUUGGAAAAGGAUUUGGAAAUGAUGGAAUUCGGAGAUCAGACUGAGAUUGGAGAGCGUGGCAUCAAUCUUAGCGGGGGUCAAAAGCAACGAAUACAGCUUGCUAGAGCUGUUUAUCAGGACUGUGAUAUUUAUCUGCUAGAUGACGUAUUUAGUGCUGUUGAUGCUCAUACUGGAACAGAAUUGUUUAAGGAAUGUGUAAGAGGAGCUCUUAAAGACAAAACAAUCAUACUUGUGACCCAUCAAGUAGACUUUUUGCACAAUGUAGACCGUAUCAUGGUGAUGAGAGAUGGUAUGAUUGUACAAGCAGGAAGAUACAACGACCUUUUAAAAUCAGGCACAGAUUUCAAUGCACUCGUAGCUGCCCACGAGACAUCUAUGGAGCUUGUCGAAGCAGGCAGCAACUCUGAGCUUCCCGCAGAUUCACCACGGCAACAUAAAUCUCCUCGAGGAAAUCACAACGAAGGUAAUGGCGUGAGUGGUUCUUUGACAAGACAAAAAUCGGGAAAGGGAGACGCUAAGCUCAUAAAAGAGGAGGAAAAAGAAACCGGGAAAGUUAGUUUACAAGUUUACAAAGACUACUGCACCGAGGCUUUUGGAUGGUGGGGCGUAAUUGCUGCUUUAUCGUUCUCUUUGUUGUGGCAAUCAUCUAUAAUGGCCGGUGAUUAUUGGCUGGCUUACGAAACUGCUGGAGAACGUGCCUCGUUCUUCAGUCCUUCUUUCUUUAUUAUCAUCUAUUCUAUUCUUGCCGCUGUUUCUGUUGUGUUAGUGGUCAUACGAUCCUUCUUUGUUACGUACUUCGGUUUAAAGACAGCUCAAAUUUUCUUUUCUCGGAUUCUUCAUAGUAUCCUACAUGCCCCCAUGUCAUUUUUCGAUACUACUCCUUCCGGAAGAAUUUUAAGCAGGGCGUCCAGUGAUCAGACAAAUGUCGAUAUUCUCGUGCCUUUCGUCCUAAAUCUUACUAUUGCUAUGUACAUCACGCUACUUAGCAUCAUCAUUAUCACUUGUCAGUAUGCUUGGCCGACUGUGUUCCUCUUAAUUCCUCUAGGAUGGCUGAAUUUGUGGUACAGGGCAUAUUAUCUUGCAACAUCACGUGAAUUGACUCGCCUUGACUCAAUCACGAAAGCGCCCGUUAUCCAUCACUUCUCGGAAAGCAUUUCAGGAUUCAUGACAAUACGUUGUUUCGGAAAGCAAGAUAAAUUUAUUCAAGAAAAUGUGAAGCGGGUGAAUGCGAAUUUGUGUUUGGAUUUUCACAACAAUGGAUCAAAUGAAUGGUUAGGUUUUCGUUUGGAACUGCUUGGUAGCUUGCUUCUAUGUGCAUCGGCUUUAUUCAUGAUUCUUUUGCCUAGCAACAUCAUCAAACCAGAGAAUGUUGGUUUGUCGUUGUCGUAUGGGCUGUCCCUCAACUCUGUGCUAUUCUGGGCAAUGUAUACCAGUUGCUUUGUUGAAAAUAGAAUGGUUUCCGUAGAGAGGAUAAAGCAGUUUACCCGAAUCCCAUCUGAAGCUGCGUGGACUCUCGAGGAAUGCGCUCCUCCUCCGAAUUGGCCAACCCAAGGCAAUGUUGAGCUUAAGGACUUGCAGGUGAGAUAUAGGCCCAAUACUCCGCUUGUACUGAAAGGGAUUACACUAAACAUUAGAGGAGGAGAGAAAAUAGGUAUUGUUGGACGAACAGGGAGCGGAAAAUCGACUCUUAUCCAAGUGUUCUUCAGGCUUGUCGAGCCCACAGGCGGAAAAAUCAUCAUAGACAAUAUUGACAUUUCUAUGCUAGGCCUCCAUGAUCUUCGGUCUCGAUUUGGGAUUAUUCCUCAAGAGCCAGUUCUUUUUGAAGGCACUGUCCGAAGCAACAUUGACCCGACAGGCCAGUACUCAGAGGAUGAGAUUUGGAAGAGCCUUGACCGUUGUCAACUUAAAGACGUUGUAGCUUCGAAACUCGAGAAACUCGAAGCUCCUGUGGUUGAUAACGGAGAAAACUGGAGCGUUGGUCAAAGACAACUUCUGUGCUUAGGCCGAGUGAUGUUGAAGAAAAGCCGACUUCUAUUUAUGGACGAAGCAACUGCUUCCGUAGAUUCUCAAACCGAUGCUGUUAUUCAAAAGAUCAUCAGGGAAGAUUUCGCAGCGUGCACAAUCAUCAGCAUUGCGCACAGGAUACCGACAGUCAUGGACUGCGAUAGAGUUCUCGUUGUAGAUGCAGGAAAAGCACGGGAAUUUGAUUCACCAGCAAGGUUACUCGAGAGACCAUCACUUUUUGGAGCACUGGUACAGGAAUAUGCAAAUCGCUCGUCUGGUUUGUAGUCUAUACUGUAAUACCUGAUUCUAUACCGAAACGAUGCAUCGUGCCCAAUUUGUUGGAAUCUAAAGUUUCGUCUGAUGGAAAUCAAGGCUUUACAGUGAUGAGAUCACAUUACAUACAUCUCGCUGGUGCUUUUGAGCUUCAUGAUCAUUUGACUAGCAGUUUAAGUACAUAGCUAUGCAAACUAUUGUAUAUGACCAUACUUCAUUAGUUCAUUUUGUACUAAUAUUGUUGUGUAUUUUGGGGGAUGGGAGUAUAAAAGUGAAGUACAUUCAUAUCCCUUAACCCGAAAAUAAUUGUCGUGUUUUUGGUAUAAAAUUGUAUUGUAACAAUUAAAUUUUGAUGAUCGUAAAAAAGUAUCAGUAGAUUAUUACUUAA
Molecule: messenger RNA, 5334 nt
Organism: Amaranthus tricolor (Joseph's coat)
Lineage: Eukaryota; Viridiplantae; Streptophyta; Magnoliopsida; Caryophyllales; Amaranthaceae
Product: ABC transporter C family member 14
Exons: 12
Coding region: 444-4958 (1504 amino acids)
Biological process (GO): transmembrane transport
Cellular component (GO): plant-type vacuole; vacuolar membrane
Molecular function (GO): ATP binding; ABC-type transporter activity; ATP hydrolysis activity
Source: RefSeq, a predicted model, not a curated record